AAAUACUGUCCUGUCAUGUUCUCAUAAAACUGCAAGUAAACAUCUGCAAGUUAACCUCUCGUUUGCGGUAGUCACCGAAGUUUAAAAGUAAGAGAAAUCAUGUCUAUCCUCGCGUACAACGGCGGUUGCGUGGUGGCGAUGAAGGGCAAAAACUGCGUGGCGCUUGCGACCGACCACCGCUUCGGCGUUCAGGCACAAACGAUCGCGACAGAUUUUGAGAAAAUCUUCGAAAUCAACCCACACAUGUACCUCGGACUGGUCGGGCUCCAGACGGACAUCCUGACGGUGUACCAGCGGCUGCUAUUCCGCAAGAAUCUGUACGAGGUCCGCGAAAACCGUCAGAUGACGCCGGAGCGGUUCGCGGCGAUGCUGUCCAACUUCCUGUACGAGAAGCGCUUUGGACCGUACUUCAUCGAGCCGGUCAUUGCCGGGCUGGACCCCAAGACGUACGAACCGUUCAUCUGCAACAUGGAUUUGAUCGGAUGUCCAAACCUGCCGAACGAUUUCGUUGUCGCCGGAACCUGCGCGGAACAGCUGUAUGGUAUGUGCGAAACCCUGUGGAAGCCGGACCUGGAGCCGAACAGUCUGUUCGAGGUGAUCUCCCAGGCCCUAGUGAACGCGUUCGAUCGGGAUGCGAUCUCCGGUUGGGGCGCGACGGUGUACAUUAUCGAGAAGGAGAAGAUAACGGUUAAGAAACUGAAGACCCGUAUGGAUUAAGAAGGG
Molecule: messenger RNA, 723 nt
Organism: Anopheles coustani
Lineage: Eukaryota; Metazoa; Arthropoda; Insecta; Diptera; Culicidae
Gene: Prosbeta3
Product: proteasome subunit beta type-3
Exons: 2
Coding region: 100-717 (205 amino acids)
Biological process (GO): proteasome-mediated ubiquitin-dependent protein catabolic process
Cellular component (GO): proteasome core complex, beta-subunit complex; proteasome core complex
Source: RefSeq, a predicted model, not a curated record